Messenger RNA from Juglans microcarpa x Juglans regia, 1940 nucleotides. Its product is annotated as cytochrome P450 94C1. Gene Ontology annotation, molecular function: monooxygenase activity; oxidoreductase activity, acting on paired donors, with incorporation or reduction of molecular oxygen; heme binding. The record is from RefSeq and is a predicted model, not a curated record. Lineage: Eukaryota; Viridiplantae; Streptophyta; Magnoliopsida; Fagales; Juglandaceae.
GAAAAAACAAUUAGUAAUUAAAGACACUAAAAUUCCUGACUCUUACCAAAUCCCCACUCUGCUGUAUGCCUGUACACAAUCUCCAUUAUAAAACUACUAGCCUCCGGUGUCUUCUCCUCUCACACUUCUGUUAUUGCCUUGCGUUUUACUUUCCUUUCCCGGCCUUUGAUUCUCUCUUGUUCUUGAUAAUUCUUGGAAACAAGAUAUGGAUUUUGAAGCUUCUUUGUGUCUGCAAUCCAUGUCCGCCACUUUCUGCAUUUUAUUCUUCUCUUUCACAGUGUUGUUUUCUUUGUUCUCUCUCCUAAUCUUCAUCUUGCGGCUUAAGCCCUGGUGUAACUGCGAGGUUUGCCGGAGUUACUUGUCGUCGAGUUGGGCCAAGGAGUUCGGUAAUCUGGCCGAUUGGUAUACGCAUCUUCUCCAGAAGUCGCCCACCGGAAGUAUCCAUGUUCACGUGCUCCGAAACACCAUCACUGCCAACCCGGAAAAUGUCGAACACAUACUGAAAACAAGGUUCGACAACUACCCAAAAGGGAAACCGUUUUCGGUUAUCCUCGGUGAUCUUCUGGGCCACGGGAUUUUCAACGUGGACGGCGACUCGUGGAGGUUCCAGCGAAAAAUGGCGAGCCUGGAACUCGGUAGCGUCUCGGUUCGGUCCUACGCGUUGGAGAUUGUCUCCUCCGAGAUCCAGUCCAGGCUAAUUCCUCUCUUCUUAUCCGUUGCUGGCAAACAAGACGGAGUUUUAGACCUACAAGACGUGUUUCGCCGCUUCUCCUUCGAUAACAUUUGCAGAUUCUCCUUCGGAUUAGACCCAGGCAGCCUCCAAUUAUCGCUGCCGAUAUCUAGUUUCGCCGUUGCCUUCGACGUUGCCUCCAAACUAUCCGCGGAGCGAGCAAUGGCAGUCUCUCCUAUAGUGUGGAAGAUCAAGCGGCUGCUUAAUGUGGGCUCAGAAAGGAAGCUAAAGGAAGCCAUCAAAACGGUGAACAUCCUAGCCACCGGGAUGAAAAACCAACGGCGAAAAAUGGGCUUUUCCGACCGAAAAGACCUCCUAUCAAGAUUCAUGGCUUCCAUAGACGACGACAAGUAUCUCCGCGACAUUGUCAUAAGCUUCGUCUUGGCUGGCCGUGACACAGUAGCCUCCGCCUUGACCAGUUUCUUCUACCUGUUAUCGCAGCACCAGAGGGUUGAGGCUGCGAUUCGGGACGAGGUGGAGCGGGUCAUUGGACAGCGGACUCAGGAGGCGGUGGCCGCGAGCUUCGAGAAAAUGCGCCAAAUGCACUACUUGAACGCAGCAAUCUAUGAGAGUAUGAGGCUUUAUCCUCCAGUUCAAUUCGAUUCCAAGUUUUGCCAAGAGGACGAUAUAUUACCCGACGGUACCUUUGUAACGAAAGGCACAAGGGUUACGUACCAUCCCUACGCAAUGGGCCGUAUGGAGCGCAUCUGGGGCCCGGAUUGUGUCGAAUUCAAGCCGGAGAGGUGGUUAAGGGAGGCGUUCAUGCCUGAAAACCUGUUCAAGUAUCCAGUUUUUCAGGGUGGACUUAGGGUUUGUUUGGGGAAGGAAAUGGCACUUGUGGAGAUGAGAAGUGUUGUGCUUGCUCUAGUUCAACGGUUUGAUAUUCGGGUUGCCGAUCCAAACUGGGCACCGCGGUUCGUCCCGGGCUUUACCGCCACCGUGAGAGGCGGACUGCCGGUUUUUGUUCAAGAAAGGGCUGUAACUUACCCUAGUACCCUAGCUAAUUAAUCCCCAUAUAUACAUAUAAUGUAUAUGUAUGGAGUAGGUGAAAAUUAUCAUGUAAAUUAGGAUAUGUGGCACGAGUGAUGUUGGAUUCUAUCUCUUGUCAUUUUUUAAUUUGUGAAUGACGUACCAGCUUAUUAUUAUCUUGCUGUAAAUUAAGGAAUAAGAAGUAUUGUUUUAAUUAAUUAAUGCAUGGGUUGUUGUUUUA